AUGCUGGUCCCCGCCCUCCUCGUCCUCUUAUUCUGCCUCAGAGCGCGUGCAGGCCUGUCACCCCACUUCCUGCAACAGCCGGAGGACCUGGUGGUCCUGCUAGGGGACGAGGCCCGGCUGCCCUGUGCCCUGGGCACAUACUCGGGAGUGGUCCAGUGGACUAAGGAUGGGCUGGCUCUAGGGGGUGAGAGGGACCUGCCAGGGUGGUCCAGGUACUGGAUAUCAGGGGAUGCAGCCAGAGGCCAGCACGACCUUCACAUUAGGCCUGUGGAACUAGAGGAUCAAGCGGCAUAUGAGUGUCAGGCUACACAGGCAGGCCUCCGCUCUCGACCAGCCCAGUUGCAUGUGCUGGUGCCCCCAGAAGCCCCUCAGGUGCUGGGCAGCCCCUCUGUGUCUCUGGUUGCUGGGGUUCCUGCAAAUCUGACCUGUCGGAGCCGUGGGGAUGCCCGCCCUACCCCUGAGCUGCUGUGGUUUCGAGAUGAGGUCCAGCUGGAUGGGGCUACCUCCUAUCAGACCCUGCUGAAGAAAGGGACCAUCGAGUCCGUGGAGAGCAUCUUAUCCUUUACCCCUUCCAGCCAUGAUGAUGGAGCCACCUUGGUCUGCCGGGCCCGAAGCCAGGCCCUGCCUGCGGGAAAGGACACAGCUAUCACACUGAGCCUGCAAUACUCCCCAGUGGUGACUCUGUCUGCAGAACCACAGACUGUGCAGGAGGGAGAGAAGGUCACUUUCCUAUGCCAGGCCAGGGCCCAGCCUCCUGUGACGGGCUAUCGGUGGGCAAAAGGGGGCUCCCCAGUGCUGGGGGCCCGAGGACCAUUGUUGGAAGUGGUGGCCGACGCCUCAUUCCUAACUGCGCCAGUGUCCUGCGAAGUCAGCAACGCCGUGGGUAGUGCCAACCGCAGCACCGCACUGGAUGUACAGUUCGGGCCGAUUCUACAGGCAAAGCCGGAGCCUAUGUCCGUAGACCAGGGGGAAGAAGCUUCCUUUAGCUGUGCCUGGCACGGGAACCCGCUCCCACGGGUGACCUGGACCCGCCAUGGGGGUGCACAGGUGCUGGGCUACGGGCCCACGCUGCGUCUUCCCUCGGUGGGGCCAGAGGAUGCAGGCGACUAUGUGUGCAGGGCCGAGGCAGGGCUCUCCGGCCUGGGGGGCGGCGCUGCAGAGGCUAGGCUGACUGUGAACGCUCCCCCAGUAGUGACCGCCCUGCAUUCAUCGACUGCCUUUCUGAGGGGCCCCGCCCGCCUCCAGUGUCUAGUCUUCGCCUCCCCCGCCCCAGAAGCCGUGGUCUGGUCUUGGGAUGAGGGCUUCCUGGAGAAGGGUUCCCGGGGUCGGUUCCUGGUGGAGACGUUCCCAGCCCCGGAGGGCCGAGUUGGACAGGGUCCAGGCCUGAUUUCUGUGCUACACAUUUCGGGAACCCAGGAGUCUGACUUUAGCCGGGGCUUCAACUGCAGUGCUCGUAACCGGUUGGGUGAGGGAGAUACCUGGAUCAGCCUGGGCCGUAGAGAUGUGCUGCCUACUAUGCGGAUUGUGGCUGGGGUGGCCUCCUUGGCCACGACUCUCAUUAUAGUCAUCACUGGGGUGGCCCUCUGCUGCUGGUGCCAAGGCAAGGCCUCAGCCUCUUUCUCCAAGCAAAAGAACCGGGUUCGCAUUCCAGGCAGCAGCCAUGGUUCCAGUUUGCGGGGCCCGGAGGAAGAGGAGACAGGCAGCAGUGAGGACCAGGGCCCCAUCAUGCACAUGGACAGCAGUGACCUGGUUCUGGAUGAAGAGGGGGCUCUGGAGACUAAGGACCCAACCAACGGUUACUACAAGGUCCAAGGAGUCAGUCCACUCUCGUCUCCAAACGCAUGUGUAGCAUCUCUCCAACUCAAAAGUGCUGGGAUCUUCAACUUGCCAUAA
Messenger RNA from Myotis lucifugus (little brown bat), 1893 nucleotides. It is a transcript of the gene KIRREL2, whose product is annotated as kirre like nephrin family adhesion molecule 2. Lineage: Eukaryota; Metazoa; Chordata; Mammalia; Chiroptera; Vespertilionidae. Gene Ontology annotation, cellular component: cell-cell junction. Gene Ontology annotation, molecular function: cell adhesion molecule binding. The transcript is spliced from 16 exons. The record is from RefSeq and is a predicted model, not a curated record. Gene Ontology annotation, biological process: cell-cell adhesion. Bases 1 to 1893 code for a protein of 630 amino acids.